GGAAACGCGGUCGGUAGUUGAAAUAAAACUUUCAAACAUGGCGGAUGUUUUGUUUGUGUGAGAGGAUGGUUAUACGUUGUGCAAAAUGUUUAGAGUCAAUCGUUUUGUUGUUCUUCGUUUGAUUUUUACCAAUUAAGUGGGAGUAUUGAGUGAGAAGAUGAAUAUUAAUCAACAUCAUACAAAGUGAAUCGACAGACGUGAAAAAUGAAUGCAACGAGUCUUUAUGUGUCUACGUGUCGCCUGGUAUUGCAAGCCGAUUCGGAGGAUCCAAAUUCUUGGACCGAUUUAUACAGGCUCGUACCAUAUCUGCGCCAGAGUUUGAGUUGCACAGUGUGCUCUAAUCUUCUUAUAGAGCCGCUCACACCAACCGAAACCAAUUGUCAACAUCACGUGUGUCGUUGUUGCCGUGGUGGACGUAAAAAAUUAAAGCCAUCCUGCGGUUGGUGCAAAGAUUAUGACAAAUAUGUGGAGAAUGUGCAGUUGAGGAUACUGUUACAGUGUUAUAAAAAACUCUGUGAGUAUCUCACGAGUACAAGUAUUUACAGAAAUCUUAUUCUUUCUGUGUCGUCCAAUGUAACGAGCAAUGGGGCAUCUAGUGUGGGUGCUGGUAGUCUCAUGGAACUCAUUCAGGAGGGCACUGGUUUCAAGGAUGAGUUUAAAAGCAAUGCUGGAUUAUCAAAAUCCGCUUAUAGCAUACUCCCUUGUGUUUAUACGAGUACCACAUCGACACAGACUCAAGGAAAUACCAUUCAAGCCUCUAGCGAAACACUUCCACAAAACGUACCUGAAUCACCUGCAAUUAGAACUGUCUCCAAUGGCUCCUCAAUAUAUUCUGUGAUGUAUGCUGGCUCUGGUAAUAAGAUAACGAUAAAAAGAAAAGCUGCAGCUGUGGAAGACACUGAUGUUAUACAGCAGGAUGACGGAACAACGCGGACUAAUGUAGGAGGGGUAAAAUGCAUUCCAUCUUCACAUCUUUCAUACGGAACUACUCCUCCGAAAAAGUCUUCGAAGGGCAGCAAAUCUACGGCGGGCUUUAAAAAGCCACGAUCUAGUUCAACGAGAAGUAAGAGGAAAGGUUGCCGCUGUGGUAAUGCAACAGCAAUACCUGGGAAAUUGACGUGUUGUGGACAAAGGUGUCCGUGUUACGUUGAAAGUAAACCCUGCAUAGAGUGUAGAUGCAGAGGAUGUAGAAAUCCACACACUGCUGAUGGACUCAAGAUCCGGCCUCACAUCCCAGAACUCCACAAUCUCCAAUUGCAACUAUCAACACCUCUUGACUGUGACACCUUAACCGCAGAUCCUUUGAGCUCAGUGCAACAUCUCUCCACCUCACCAACAACAAUUCAAGUACUAAACGUUUAUUCCACUCCUCGAUUAGACAUUGACAAUGUCCCCCAGAAUCUUCCAGCAGCAUUGUUAGUCGGUGAAGAUGCAAUGGUAAGUACCGAGAGUGAGGCGGAAGACAGUGAUAUACAAAUUGACGUGUGACAACGCAAUUGAUAACGCCUCUCAGCGUUUAUCUGAUUUCAUCAAGUUAUAUCGAAUUGGUGUUACUACGAUGGUUAUUACGAGUAGCGUUUGAAAGUUAUUUACCUCGCGAUAAUUUUUUUGGAGCGUAAAAUUUGUAUAAAGUGUAAAAGUCUGUAAUCAUAGGAACUGUGUGAUUAGAUAGUUUUUUAAGUAGAACCAUUGUAAGAAUUACAGAUUUUUUGUACAAUUCUAUCUAAUGCCGAAAGCUCUACUUCAAUAUGAUUCUUUCAAUCACUGCGAUUGAUUGUAAGAGAAAUCUCGACACCCAAUGAAAACAGCAAGUAUAUAACUUAUAAAAAAUUCGUGAACGAAGUCAAUGGAUUCGUUCACGUUUGAUUUUAAAUGCCCACUUCAUAUUCAUCUGUAAAAAUUCAUCCAUAAUAAGUUGAAGCACGAAGAAACCGAUAACACCGUCGACUGAAUUUGUCAUAUACAAAUUUUCAUUGAUGAUGAUCAUUGAAUAAACAUGACUUCUGAUGAUCAGAAAGUCAGAAUUUGAUCAGAUUUGAUGGAAUUAAUAGUUCGGAUUUUCUAUUUAAUUCAUCAGUAACGAGAUAAUCCCAGUGAUCCAUUUAUCCUUUUUUUCUUCUCUCUCAUCACAUGAUUGAUGAGAUAGUUUUGUAUAGGGAGCACCGAUUUUUCAGAAUCACUGUUGUGCACUAAACUAUAAUUCCAGUAUGUAAAUUACAACCGUAAAAGUUGACAGAAUAUCUAGAUUUUUUUUAAGAAUGAAAUCAAUUUUUAAAUACAAUUACGUGGAUCGUUGUGUAGUCUACCUAUUAGGUACUUAGAAAUUGUACAUUUAUUAUGAUUGUUAAUUGGCAUCGACAAGGCUCGAAUUCCAAGAUUUAUUGUCUUUUCAUUAAGGAAAUUGGAAUAUUGGUAAAGAAACAUUAAGCAAAGAAAAUCUAGUACAAAAUUUUGAAUUUAUAUAAAUUAUAAUUUGAAAGGUUUCAAUCAUACACGUGUCAAAUGGCCUUGAAUAUUCAUGAAUGAAUAGUUUUCACAGAUGUGGUGGAGCGCACUUUAUUUACCAGAGUAACACUUCGUAUCAGUAAUAAGUAAUUACGUUACAUAACUACAGAAAAAUGGAAAAAAACUGGAUGAGAGGGUUAUUAAUGUGAUUGAAAUUAACUGGCGUAGUAGUUUUUGUUCAUCAUGUAUCCCCGUAGGUACAUGCGCGAUGUCAUCAAAUGGACGAGGAGAAUAAACAUAUUUUUUACUUA
This is a messenger RNA of Diachasmimorpha longicaudata, 2756 nucleotides long. It is a transcript of the gene msl-2, whose product is annotated as E3 ubiquitin-protein ligase MSL2. Lineage: Eukaryota; Metazoa; Arthropoda; Insecta; Hymenoptera; Braconidae. Gene Ontology annotation, molecular function: ubiquitin protein ligase activity. The record is from RefSeq and is a predicted model, not a curated record. Gene Ontology annotation, biological process: protein ubiquitination. The transcript has 4 exons. The coding region runs from base 205 to 1488 and encodes 427 amino acids. Gene Ontology annotation, cellular component: MSL complex.